GCCGAAGGUUCAAACAGGCAGGCAGCACGUUUUGUGCACGUUGGUACCUCCCUGAGCGUACGCAGCUCACUGUAGUGCAGGUGUUUUGCAUAAGGGAGCUCCUCGCUUUCGCCUUAACAGUGUGCCAGACGCUACCUGAAGUCAUGGCUGACCAGGUGGCUGCCAUGUGUGAUCAGCUCAUUAAAGCUGUGAAUGUGAUGAUGGAUGCAGAAACAAGCCAAAUUUUCCGACUGGAGGCCUUAAAGUUUUGUGAAGAGUUUAAAGAGACAAGCUCCUUCUGUGUACCAUGUGGCUUGCAAUUGGCCGACAAAGCCCAGCCAGCUGUAGUGAGACACUUUGGUUUGCAAAUCUUGGAGCACGUCAUCAAGUUCCGAUGGAACAACAUGCAACAACAAGAGAAAGUCCAGUUGAAGGAGUGUGCCAUGCAGCUGUUAUCAAAUGGUACUCAUUGUAUCCUGGAGGAGGAGAGCCACAUCAAAGAUGUCCUCUCACGAAUCAUAGUGGAGAUGAUAAAGAGAGAAUGGCCUCAACAUUGGCCAGAUAUGCUGAAAGAGAUGGAGGCUCUCACUAGCCAAGGGGAGGCACAGACAGAGCUGGUGAUGUUGAUCCUGUUGAGGCUGGCGGAGGAUGUGAUCACCUUCCAGACGUUGCCCACCCAGCGACGCAGAGACAUCCAGCAGACACUCACCCAAAACAUGGAAAGCAUCUUCAGCUUCAUGAUGGCAAUACUGCACGUAAACGUCGAGGACUACCGUAAACUGAAAGGGUCACCAGAACAUGAACUACAGGCCAGAGCUCACUGUCGAGUCGCUGUGGCCACGCUGAAUACACUUGCAGGCUACAUAGACUGGGUGUCUCUGGUGCACAUUACCUCCGGAAACUGUCAUCUGCUGGAGAUGUUGUGUUUGCUGCUGAGUGAACCGGAGCUGCAGCUGGAGGCAGCUGAGUGUCUGCUCAUCGCUAUCAGCAGGAAGGGCAAGCUAGAGGAUAGGAAGCCAUUCAUGCUGCUGUUUGAUGACGUGGCCAUCCACUACAUCCUUUCUGCAGCCCAGUCAGCAGAUGGACUGGCAAUAUGUAAGAAAUCCUCUGAAUCACAAGCAGUGGAGGUGGUGGAGCGGCGUUAUGUCUUCCUGAAGAGGCUGUGUCAGGUCCUGUGUGCACUGGGAGGCCAACUUUGCUCAUUAGUGGGUUCAGAUGUAGAGGUCGAAGUACCUGCAAAUCUCAGCAAGUACAUGGAGGCCUUUUUAGCCUUCACUACACAUUCCAGUCAGUUUUUAAAGUCAUCCACUCUGGCUACUUGGGGAGCUUUGUUCAGACACGAGACUCUGUCAAAGGAUGCAGUUGUUGUGGAGAUGACCAUCAAAUACCUCAGAGCAUCUAUGACCAACCUAGUCAAGACUGGAUUUCCAUCUAGAGACGAUAAUCCCAGUUGCGAGUACUCCCGUGUGGACUUUGACAGCGACCAGGACUUCAAUUCGUUCUUUAAUUCUUUUCGAUCGCAGCAGGGAGAGGUGGUGAGGAAUGCAUGUCGCAUUGUUCCUCUGGAGGCUUUCCAGAUAGCAGCAGAAUGGUUACAGUAUCAAAUCGCCAGCCCUAUUGAUACUGGGGAUACUACAUCUAAGACUGCUGAGGGCCUGUGCUCCCUCCUGUCUCCAUCGGUGGUCCAGUGGGAUGCGAUGACCGUCUUCAUGGAGUGUAUGGUCACACAGAUCUUCAAAAAUCUGGAGGAGGAGAAGUUGCCCAUAGAUCAGAGCAUGGAGCUACUGCAGGCCGUGCUGAACUACGACACCAAAGACCCGCUCAUCUUAUCCUGUGUGCUCACCAACGUCUCUGCCCUAUUCCCAUUUGCCAUACGAAGGCAGCACUUCCUGCCACAGGUCCUCUACAAGCUGUUUCAAGCAAUCACAUUUGAGGUUGGUCAGGAAACUAAGACACCUCGGACCCGAGCUGUAAAGAACGUGAGGAGGCAUGCCUGUUCUUCCAUCAUCAAAAUUUGCCGGGAUUACUCACAGUUCAUCUUGCCUUGUUUUGACAUGUUCUACAAUCACGUGAAGAAGCUGUUCUCAAGCGACGCCACACUGACUCACAUGGAGAAAUGUUCGCUGAUGGAAGCUCUGGUGCUCAUCAGUAACCAGUUCAAAGACUUUGCAAAGCAGAAGGCUUUUCUAGAUGAACUGAUGGCCUCAGUGGUUGCAGAGUGGACCUCAGAUGAGAUGAGGCAUGUGCUGUCGAACCCUGCCGUGUUCCUGUCCUUUGUUGGAGCCGAUCAGGUGGUCACUGAGCAAAAUAAAGAUACAGAAACAGCGGGUCUUAAUAGGGGCCGGUUGAGUUUCUGUUUGUAUGCCAUUAUGGGGGUGGUGAAGCGGGCACGCUGGCCUGCAGACCUGGAGGAAGCCAAGGCUGGUGGCUUCGUGGUUGGUUACACCCCCACUGGAGCUCCUAUCUACAGAAACCCCUGCACCGCCCAGUUUCUGGUCUUGCUGCCCAACUUGCUGGCUCUAAUCAGGACUCACAACAGUCUGUUCAUGCCAGAGAACAUGGCUCGUCUGAGUGAGACCUUCUCCAGGGCCCAUGAGGUGAUGGAUGCAGAGAAGAAUGUGGUUCUUGGUCUCUCUCAGCAUCUUCUGGAUAUUUACGACUCUCCUGUGUAUAGAACCAACCUGGAGCGCAUGCAGGGCUUUUUCACCACAUUGUAUGAAAACUGCUUCCAUGUCCUGGGAAAUGCUGGUCUGUCCCUGCAGCAGGAAUUCUACACCAUUGAGAGGUUGGCUGAAGAAAUAACUGGCUCUGUUUUUGUCUCCCUCGACCAUGUGCCUGACCACAGACUUCGCCCUAUGAUUCGGGUGUUUCUGAGGCAGCUGGUGCUACCAUGUCCUCAGGAGUACUACAAUAGUCUACUCUGCCCCCUGCUGGGCCCUCUGUUUGCCUACAUGCUGCAGAGCCUCAACGUCAAGUGGCAGGUCAUCAACCAAAGGACCUCUGUCAGCAGCUGGGAAGCAAGACACAGGAACAUCUUGGGGAUUGAGGAGCUGCAGCGUUUAUUUAUGGGCAAACCUGGUGAGGAUGAGGAGGAGGUGGUGUGUCAGGACAGCCAGGUGACACAGGAGAUGUUGGAGGAGCAGCUGGUACGCCUGCUCACCAGGGAGGUGCUGGAUCUACUCACUGUGAGCUGUAUCUCCAGAAAAGUGCCUGAACCAGCAGCAAAUAAGGAGGAAAUAGAUGAGGAAGACAUGAUGAUGGAUUCAGUGCAGGCGGCAUCUCCCGCCCAGUCCACAGAUGAGCUGACUGAACUGGGAAAAUGCCUGAUGAAACAUGAGAACAUCUACAUGACGCUGUUGACCCUCUCCUUCACCUCACUGUCGUGGAAGGACACCACUAACUGUCACCGAACUGCUUCCAUGGUCUGCUGGACCCUCCUGCGGCAGGUCGUAGGAGGUAAUCUUCUUCCUGAGGCGGUCACGUGGUUCUAUACCAGUGUUCUUAGGGGCCUUCAGGUUCAUGGGCAGCAUGAAGUCUGCAACUCGACCCUCUCUCAGCUGGCCAUGCUCAUCUAUGAAAACCUGCGGCCUCGCUACAUGGAGCUGAGAGCAGUGAUGACCCAGAUCCCAAACAUCAGUGUGGAGGCUUUGGACCAGUAUGAUCACAGGCUCAUGGGCCCCAAUGCCCAGAAGAUUGGAGACAAGAAAAGGAAGGACCAGUUUAAGAAGCUCAUUGCAGGAACUGUUGGGAAAGCUCUGUGCCAGCAGUUCAGGAAGGAGGUUCAUAUCCGGAAUCUUCCAUCGCUCUUUAAAAAGCCGAAGCCAGACAAGGAUGUACAGAACAGUGAAGCAUUGGGCCUGGCAGCUCUCUUCUCCCCAGAGAACGCCCUGUAGGAACACGUGGUGGUUCUAAUGGACUUACUGACUGAAGACGGAGUUAUGUGUACGAACCAGGGUUUCCCCUCACCAUCCUCCAGCUCGGACAGUGCGGCGCUACCUAACAUAACUGUCAACACUCACACUGUUUUUCAAUAGGUCAUCUUUUAUUUGAACCCUCGUUGUGCCACAGCACCACCCACACUCUUUCCACUUUCCACUAGUCAUUUGUACAGGCAAGUAUCACACAGUAGAUCCCUUUUUUAAAUCCCAUUGCACACUUCUUCUCCAUUCCCUUGCACAUACCAAUAAAGGAAGUAUAUGAGCUAUGGAAAUUUGUAGGAAAUAUUUCAGAUUAAAGAAUGGUCUGUUACUGUGUGAGAUUGUGUUAGGAGACAAUCUUAAAAUACCAGACUAACUAUUAAUGUUUGCUCUGCAACACAAUGUUCUGUAUUCUGUAUUUUUACUCUGGGCCUUUUUCAUUUUGAGGGGCAAUAUUUGCCCAUUGCCUAGCCUCAAUCUAUGACACUAAGCAUGCCAUAGAUUUAUGGAACUAGGGAAUCAAACUGGUUUGAUAUUCAGCAUAGAAACUGGCAUCUAAUGAUAUCCAAACAAGCAAAGCCAGUACAGCCAAUAGCCGCAGGAGUAGCCUGUUAGGAAGGGGGGUGUGUGUGUGUGUGUGUGGUUUGUGGAGAGGUGGAGACCUUUUGUUCUUAAAAAAUGUUUUUCUUAAUUUCAGAGGUUAGUGUUGGCAGAUAUUUUGUGUGACCACACUGCUGCUGUCGAGGCAGUUUAUAUCGUGGGUCAGAAAGUAAGGAAGUAAAAUCUAGGACAAAUCCUGGUUCACAUUUCUCUAUUUACCGUAAUUUCCUUUGACUGGACAUGCUUGAAUGCAGUUUCUGAUUCUGAAGGAUGUGCUAAUGGUACCUCAGGUGCGACGUUCCCUAUGAUGGGGUGAAGAUACUUUAUGGAUACUUACCCUAAGAAAAAAAAACAGCUGGAUUGUGUUUUCCUGAAUGGUUAAUGUAGAUUUAAAAUAUGAACAACAAUUUUGUAUUUUGUAGAUAUUACACAGUAGUUGGUUAAGGCAAUGAUAGUUUGCAUUUUGCCAGAUCUUCAUAUCAACACAACAUACACAGCCCAAGUACAGUUUUGAAUUGCUUAUUAAAUGCAGAGCACAUAUCGUACUGCCACAUCUUGUGCCAAAACACUCAAGGUAGGCUUGUUUGACAAACAUGUACAGGCAAUUGUGUCUGAGAAGCAAAAUCUAAUAACAUAUUUAAAGGUGGACUCUACAACUAAUGUGUAGCUUAAUCCAAGUCUUUCUGUAGUUUUCUAGCUGUUGAUAACGGUAUUCUGUUUUUCAUGUGUUGUUUUUUUUUUGUGUUUGUACUGGUAUUUCCAGCCAUGACAAAUAGACAAACCAGCACUACAUUCCUUCAUUGUCCAAGGGAUUGUUUUUAAGCAUAAUUUGUCGGAUGUAUUUUGCUCUUACGGAGCUGUCAUGGUUGAGAGUCAUUUUGUUUUUUAAACAAAAUGUUGUUUUGUGUUGUGUAGAUUCAGACCAAAAUAAAUGCUUUUGGCUUGGAGAGAGCCCCCUUUAAAUGCAUACAGACGUGUCUGUAUUUCAGAUGCUGUUUUACUGAAAAUAGGUUCACAUCAUACUUGCCCGGGAAUAGGAACAUUUAUGGAACUUGAUUUUCCAAUGAAUUGAUUCCCCUGUCUUUGUGAUUGUUUGUUCACAUGUGGCUAUUUUUAAAAAUGCUUGUUCAACACUAAAAUGUUCUGUAUAAAAGAAAAAAUAGACGUGUGGUUUAUAUUUUGUUGUUUUUAAAUAAUAAAAAUCUUAAUUUCAA
Messenger RNA from Siniperca chuatsi (mandarin fish), 5710 nucleotides. Its product is annotated as exportin-5. Lineage: Eukaryota; Metazoa; Chordata; Actinopteri; Centrarchiformes; Sinipercidae. Bases 144 to 3872 code for a protein of 1242 amino acids. Gene Ontology annotation, biological process: RNA export from nucleus; protein export from nucleus. The transcript is spliced from 34 exons. The record is from RefSeq and is a predicted model, not a curated record. Gene Ontology annotation, cellular component: nucleus; cytoplasm; RNA nuclear export complex. Gene Ontology annotation, molecular function: small GTPase binding; RNA binding; nuclear export signal receptor activity.